This is a messenger RNA of Capsaspora owczarzaki ATCC 30864, 1011 nucleotides long. RefSeq lists its product as hypothetical. The transcript is spliced from 8 exons. Gene Ontology annotation, cellular component: endoplasmic reticulum membrane. Gene Ontology annotation, molecular function: fatty acid elongase activity. Bases 37 to 912 code for a protein of 291 amino acids. Gene Ontology annotation, biological process: very long-chain fatty acid biosynthetic process; fatty acid elongation, saturated fatty acid; fatty acid elongation, polyunsaturated fatty acid. The record is from RefSeq and is a predicted model, not a curated record. NCBI's taxonomy places the organism in Eukaryota, Filasterea, Ministeriida, Capsasporidae.
CUCUUGCUUUCAUCCAUCCCUUCAUCGUUGAACGAAAUGGCGGAUCUUCUCAGUGCGAACGUCACUGCGACUGUCGAGCGAUGGCUUGCGGAGGGCGCCAAGCUGUACGACUAUGGCAUGAACGACUUUGCUGAUCCUCGCGUCGGAAACUGGCUGUUCAUGAGCCGUCCCCAUGAAACGAUCGCACUCACGCUGGCAUACUACUUUAUCGUCUUUGCCGGCAAGCGCGUCAUGCAAGACCGCAAGCCGUUCGACCUCAAACCCCUGGUCGUCAUCUACAACGCCGCAAUGGUCGCGCUCUCUGCGUAUAUGCUGCACGAGUUUGUUAUGACUGCUUGGAAUGCUGGAUACGACCUCGUUUGCCAGCCUGUUGACUAUUCUAACAGCGAAAACGGUCUGCGAAUGGCCAGCGUCGUCUGGUGGUACUACUUUUCCAAGUUUAUUGAAUUCCUCGACACUUUCUUCAUGGUCUUGCGCAAGAAGAACGAGCAAAUCACCUUCCUCCAUGUCUACCACCAUGGCAGCAUGUUCUGCUUGUGGUGGAUGGGCACCAAGUGGGUCCCCGGCGGUCAGGCUUUCUUCGGCGCAUCCAUCAACUGCUUUGUGCACGUCAUCAUGUACGCGUACUACAUGCUGUCGGCCAUGGGAAUUUCCGUCUGGUGGAAAAAGUACAUUACCGUGCUUCAGCUUGUCCAGUUUGUCAUCGCUUGGAUCCAUGCCAUCGGCUCGCUCUACGUGGACUGCAACUUCCCGCAUUGGAUGCACUACGGCCUGAUGAUUUAUCUCUUCACCCUCAUCCUUCUCUUCCUCAACUUUUACAUUCAUUCGUACGGCCAGAAGGGCAAAUCCAACAAGAGUGCUAGGGGCCAAGGCACCAAGCCUGCCAGUCGCAAGUCUGCCAAGACUGAAUAGUGUGCUUUUUUUGUUGUUGUUGUUGAGAUGCUGUCUCGUUGAGUUUGUCUGCGAAAAUCGCAACGUGUCCUAAUAGUAUGCGCCUUUUGAUAUCCUCUG